CUCUUUGGGCUAAAAGUGCAUCUAUCGCCGAAGGAUUUUCUCUCAUUUCCCCUCACUUUCUCUCCCGUUUUCUCGCAACCCAAACACUCCAAUUCCUUAAGGAUCUGGCGUUUCUUCCACUUCAAAUCUCACCUUUUUUUUUUUUUUUCCAAUCGCGCAAAAAGGCAGUGAGUUGGAACAAAAUAUAAUCGAAAGGAAAGCACUUUGCGGGGAUUGGGAUUUCUGAAUCAAGGGUUCCGUGAUCUGUAUAUGCGUCUCAAUGACUAUGGAAAUCGUGGUGGAUGCGGCGUCGUUUGACGCCGACUUGUUGCAGCUCAAUGAGGUGUCCCCUUUGGCCCUCAAAUCGAAUCCGAGCUACGUCGAAUCGCUGUUCGAGCAGUGGCUUUCGCUUCCUGAUACUAAUCGCCUGGUGACACAACUGCUAACUGAAGCAAAGGCAGGUGGUCCCCUGAAUGUGCAGGGAAACUCUUCUAGUCCACAUGCCACUGGAGGCAGUACGUUGCCUUCCAUGUUUCCAGCCGGCAGUGCACCACCACUGUCACCAAGAAGUUCAUCUGGAUCCCCUCGCAUUAUGAAACAGAGGAUUGGUCCUUCUCAUUUAGGUUCUCCGCUGAAGGUAGUUAGCGAGCCAGUUAAAGAAGUGAUACCUCAGUUUUACUUUCUACAUGGUCGCCCACCUCCAAAUGAACUGAAAGAUCAAUGCUUGUUUAGAAUCAAUCAGUUUUUCUCUGGCAACUCAGACGGACUGCAGAUUCAUGAAUUUAAAUCAGUUGCUAAGGAUAUCUGCAAGCUGCCUUCAUUCUUCUCUACAUCUCUCUUCAAAAAGAUUGACGCUAAUAGCACUGGAUUUGUAACAAGGGACACAUUUAUUGAUUAUUGGGUCACUGGAAACAUGUUGACAAUGGAUAUAGCUACUCAGAUAUAUUCCAUCUUAAAGCAACCAGAUCUCAAUUACCUCACUCAGGAUGACUUUAAACCUGUCCUUCAAGAACUUUUGGCAACUCAUCCAGGGUUGGAGUUCUUGCAGAGCACACAAGAGUUUCAGGAAAGAUAUGCUGAAACUGUAAUAUACAGAAUAUUUUACUACAUAAAUAGAUCUGGGAACCGUCAGCUCACACUCAGGGAGUUGAAGCGUGGAAACUUGAUUGAUGCAAUGCAACAUGCAGAUGAAGAAGAGGACAUCAACAAGGUUUUGAGGUACUUCUCGUAUGAGCACUUUUAUGUGAUAUACUGCAAGUUUUGGGAGCUGGAUACAGAUCAUGAUUUCCUGAUCGACAAAGAGAACCUGAUCAGAUAUGGUAACCAUGCACUUACCUACCGGAUUGUUGACAGAAUAUUUUCUCAGGUCGCAAGAAAGUUUACGAGCAAGGUUGAAGGAAAGAUGGGGUAUCAAGAUUUUGUCUACUUCAUUCUCUCGGAGGAGGAUAAGACUUCUGAGCCUAGCCUUGAGUUCUGGUUCAAGUGCAUAGAUUUGGAUGGAAAUGGAGUUUUGACACGGAAUGAACUGAAUUUCUUUUAUGAGGAGCAAUUGCAUAGAAUGGAGUGCAUGGCCCAAGAACCUGUUCUCUUUGAGGAUAUUUUGUGCCAGAUAAUUGACAUGAUUGGACCAGAGAAUGAGAGCUAUAUCACACUCCAUGAUCUGAAAGGCUGUAAGCUUUCAGGAAGUGUUUUCAAUAUCCUUUUCAACCUUAACAAGUUCAUGGCCUUUGAAACUCGUGAUCCAUUUCUCAUUCGUCAGGAACGUGAGAAUCCAACCUUGACAGAGUGGGAUCGAUUUGCACAUAGAGAAUACAUCAGACUUUCAAUGGAAGAAGAUGUUGAAGAUGCCUCAAAUGGAAGUGCCGAAGUUUGGGACGAAUCACUAGAGGCUCCCUUUUGAGUUCAACUCAGGAAUAGGAUAGGUAAUUUCAGUUUCUUCUUUAAACUGGCAAUCAGACAGAACUGACGACUCGUAGAAUCAGUAUAUCGAACGAGCUGUUGUAGUGCAGAUACCUGCACUGUUGUUGAGGGUAAAUUCUGAACUCGGUGGUGUCAAUGUACCUUUUUUUCCAGCAGCAAAACUGAAAGAAUACUGGUCUACAUGUUCAUGAAUUGAACAAACGACGGGUCAGAAUGGAAGCCCCAAAGCCUCAAAUCAUAGCAUUCAGAAUAGCUGUCUGCUCACGAUUAACGACGGCCAGUUGAAAGAUAAUAACAUCCGUAACACGUCUUUCUCUCCUUCUGGUUCAAUUUGUUGCCUCAAGUUGUAAGAUAUCACUUAUUUAAGGUUAUAAUUUAUGUCAUAGUGAUUGGUUGUUUGAACACUUUCAUUUGUAAAGUUCUUUAGGUCGUGCCGGACUUCUUUGUCAAGCAAUUUUGGUUCCUAUCAAUUGAUAUUCAUGGUUUAUAA
Pyrus x bretschneideri (Chinese white pear) is the source of this 2389-nucleotide messenger RNA. RefSeq names its product serine/threonine protein phosphatase 2A regulatory subunit B''beta. Lineage: Eukaryota; Viridiplantae; Streptophyta; Magnoliopsida; Rosales; Rosaceae. Gene Ontology annotation, biological process: protein dephosphorylation. The record is from RefSeq and is a predicted model, not a curated record. The transcript has 13 exons. Bases 260 to 1879 code for a protein of 539 amino acids. Gene Ontology annotation, cellular component: protein phosphatase type 2A complex. Gene Ontology annotation, molecular function: calcium ion binding; protein phosphatase regulator activity.